Molecule: messenger RNA, 499 nt
Organism: Racocetra persica
Lineage: Eukaryota; Fungi; Glomeromycota; Glomeromycetes; Diversisporales; Gigasporaceae
Source: the annotation of a GenBank genome assembly
AUGCAAUGUAAUACUGGUGAACCGUUUUUGUUCUUUAUUGAUAAUACUAAUAAAAAAUCUAACCAAAGCAACAUUGGACCAAUCAUGAUACCAAACCUAUGCACAGAGAUUGUCAAACAUACAGAAAGUAUAUCCGUUUGUAACCUUCGUGCUAUCAUUUUACCUAACCAUAUUUCGUCAGAAAAUGAAUUCGAUUUCACCAAAUUACAACAUUCUGUUAGACUUCUUGUAAACUCAUGUGACCGAUCAAUCGAUCUAACAUCUUACCUAUUGUCAGAGUGUGAAAUAGUGAAUAAGGGUGAUCGACCUAUUGCAGUGGGUGUCAUUGGAUUGGCAACAUUGUAUAAAAAACUCAGGUACUCAUGGAAAGAUGAAAAAGCACGUGAACUCAACAAGAAAAUAUUUGCAAAUAUGUACUAUGCUGCAUUAGAUGAAUCAUGCAACCUAGCACGUGAGCAUGGUCCAUAUGAUAACUACGAAAGUUCAUCCUUAUCAAAGG